AUGCCUAGUAUCUCUGGCUGGCUUGUCACAUUCUUCCGGACUCGAGCUCACCCAGGUGCACCGGCCGUGGUCUGCGGGAAGCGGCAGCAGUUCGGAAGCCGGUUUCUGAGCGACCCGGCGCGCGUGUUCCACCACAAUGCCUGGGACAAUGUGGAGUGGUCGGAGGAGCAGGCCGCGGCGGCGGAGAGGAAAGUCCAGGAGAACACUACCCAGCGGGUGUGCCAGGAGAAGCAAGCUGAUUAUGAGAUCGAUGCCAACAAAUAUUGGAACCACUUCUACAAAAUCCACGAAAAUGUAUUUUUCAAGGAUAGACAUUGGCUUUUUACUGAAUUCCCAGAGCUGGCACCGAGCCAAAACCAACAUCACGUGAAGGAUUUGCUCUCAGAGAACAAGAGGAGUGAAGCACCUCAAUGUAGAAGCAGUGAGAAUGGAUCUGGUUUAAUAAUAGAAGAACAGCACAGUUGUUCUUCAGUCAGCCUUGGACAUAAGACGCAGCCACCUCCUGUGGAAGAGAACGCCACUCAGAAACUCCAUCACCUGGAAAUCUGUGCUGAGGAGUUUCCUGGAUCCUCAGCCACAUACCGAAUACUCGAGGUGACCUCCCUUUAUAAAGUCCUGGUAGUGGGAUUAGUGAAGCUGUCUUAUUAUGCACAUAGGAUGGCAGUAGAGACGCUGAGCACCAAAGUAACUUCUGACUGA
Molecule: messenger RNA, 699 nt
Organism: Hippopotamus amphibius kiboko
Lineage: Eukaryota; Metazoa; Chordata; Mammalia; Artiodactyla; Hippopotamidae
Product: tRNA N(3)-methylcytidine methyltransferase METTL2-like
Exons: 2
Coding region: 1-699 (232 amino acids)
Molecular function (GO): tRNA (cytidine-N3)-methyltransferase activity
Source: RefSeq, a predicted model, not a curated record